AUGGGCAAACGACCCGAUGCCAUGUCAGUCAUUGAUCCACCAUUAAUUUUAGUCAAUGACCAUUUAUUAAGUUCAUUAUUAUGCAUAACAUUAGGCGGAAUGAUCGGAAAACAUUUUAAUUAUCAACCAGAACCGUAUCUUGUUGAAGUUCUGGAGAAAGAGAUGCGUUGUAAUCGUAUAUCUGGAUUAAGUUUAAGUUGGACAAAUGAUGUGUCUCUUACACUUUGCAUGUUGACCAGUUUAAUUUAUGAACAUGGUUUAAACUUAUAUCACGUCUAUCAGUCUUAUAAAAAUUGGUGGAUGAACGGUUUCAUGUCAUCAGUCGGUGUUGCUUAUUCACCACCAAUACCACUGAAAAAUAAACUUGAACAAUUUAGUAUACAAUUGGCGAUUAGUAAGGACCAAGACGAUUUGACGGUUCAACAACAUGGAAGAGAUGUACCAAUAGCAGUGCUGCUACGUCUAUCACCAGUGGCCUACUUCUACUACCGUUCAAUAAAUGAUGCUCGCUUUUACGUCGACAAAUGUGUGAAAGCCAUAUACAGUAAUGACAGUGAUGUAAGAGAUACAUGUCAAAAGUAUAUCGAAUUAUUAUGUCUAGCAUUACAAGGAAAGUCAAAGAAUGACUUAUUAUGCAUACUUCAAGUAGGAAAUGAACAACAACAGAAGCCUGAAAUUCUACAAGCAUUAGAAAAUGUUAUAUGGCUUUUAAAAAAUGAUGAAAACUCAUUUGAAUGUGGUGUGAGAAACGCAGUACAAAACUUUAAUAAUGCUCCUGAGACUAACGAAAAAUGGUCGAAUCCAUGUUAUCCAUCGAAUAUUGUUUUAUUACUCUACAUGCAAAUAGCUGGCGCUCUGUAUAAGAUCGAUCAAGUGCCUCAAAUGUGGAUGAAUGAUAUUUAUGCUAAAGACUUAUUAACUUGUCUCGCUAAAUGGAUCGAUUAUGAGGGUGAACAAUGGUGUAAUGAACACGGUCAUUCAUCCACUACUCACGAAACAUAA
Messenger RNA from Didymodactylos carnosus, 1002 nucleotides. Lineage: Eukaryota; Metazoa; Rotifera; Eurotatoria; Philodinida; Philodinidae. The record is from the annotation of a GenBank genome assembly.